Messenger RNA from Cladophialophora immunda, 924 nucleotides. RefSeq lists its product as uncharacterized. Gene Ontology annotation, cellular component: peroxisome. NCBI's taxonomy places the organism in Eukaryota, Fungi, Ascomycota, Eurotiomycetes, Chaetothyriales, Herpotrichiellaceae. The transcript is spliced from 5 exons. The record is from RefSeq and is a predicted model, not a curated record. Bases 1 to 924 code for a protein of 307 amino acids.
AUGGCUAAUAGCCCCGGGGUAGGGCAUGAGUUCCCGCCGUUCGAAGUUUCCUGGCUGAAGCGCGAUCUCUUGAUCUUCGCCAACAGCAUUGGAUGUACUUCGGACGAGCUGCAUUACCUUUAUGAGCGCCACCCCGAUUUCCAGCCGUUCCCUACCUAUCCCAUGAUGCUCUUAUUGAAAAGGACCGACGUCGAGGUCAUCGACUUUACCAUCCGCAACAGCCUCCCGCCGAUCCCUGGAGUGCCGCAGUUCUCCAUCCACCGGCUCGACGGCAGCCGCAGUAUCACGCUCCUCAAACCGCUGCCACCAACCUCGGAAGGGCAGCAGUUCGUGAUCAAUUCCCGAGUCUCGGGUGUCUGGGACAAGCAGAGUGCAGGGAGCUUGGUGGAGGUUGAGUACGAGCUCCUAAACGUGGACACAGGAACCCUGCAUGCAAAGGCCAAAGGGAGCAUCUUUUACAUGGGCCAGGGCGGCUGGGGUGGCCCAAAGGGGACUUCCAUCCAAUAUCCCCCGCCACAAGGAAGAAAGCCAGACCUGAUCUCUCGGUAUCAGACGACUCCCGAGACUCCAUUGCUUUUCCGACUGAACGGUGACUAUAAUCCUCUGCACGCCUACCCUCCACGUGGGAAGGAGAUGGGCUUCGGCGGCGUGGUCAUCCACGGCCUCUUCACCUGGAACGUCGCGGCGCACGCGCUCCUCAAAGAGCUCGGCGGCAACGACCCGGCGAAUCUGCGCCAUUUCGAGGCUCGCUUUGCUUCGCCGGUCCGACCGGGCGAUUUGCUGGUGACCCAAGCGUGGCAGAUCGGGGUCGGAGAAGACGGAAUCGAGGAAAUCAGGUUCAUCACCACAAUACACGGGGGGAAGGUGUGUUUGAGCAAUGGAAGAGCUUUGAUGAGGGUGGUGGGAAAGGAGAGCAGGCUCUGA